Molecule: messenger RNA, 2627 nt
Organism: Sinocyclocheilus rhinocerous
Lineage: Eukaryota; Metazoa; Chordata; Actinopteri; Cypriniformes; Cyprinidae
Product: F-box/WD repeat-containing protein 5-like
Exons: 10
Coding region: 107-1921 (604 amino acids)
Biological process (GO): protein ubiquitination
Cellular component (GO): SCF ubiquitin ligase complex; Cul4-RING E3 ubiquitin ligase complex
Molecular function (GO): protein binding
Source: RefSeq, a predicted model, not a curated record
UGCUAGUCGUUUAACCGGAGCUGAAACAAAUCGAGGAUGAUAUCUUUUUCUUAGCUAUAAACUUGAAAAGUAUUCCACAGGUUGUGGCCUUUGGCAGGAUGUCAGGAUGGCAAGUGGCCCUGGCUUGCCGGACAGCCUGGUGCUGGAAAUCUUCUUGCAUCUCCCUCAUAAGGCAGUGCUGAGCGCAGGGUUCACCUGUCGUCAGUGGUUUGCUGUGUCGCGGGAUGAAUUCCUCUGGAAGGAGCUCUUCUACAACUACUACUGCAUCCCACGCUUGGUGCCUCGCCACCCUGCGGCUGAGUCGUGGUACAGGGAGUUCAAGCGGCUGUAUGACUGCAUUCCCUGUGUGGAGGUUCAGACUCUGAAGGAGCAUCAUGAUCAGGUCCUGCAUUUGGCUUUCUCUCACCGUGGACAUCGCUUCUCUUCCUGCUCCAAAGACUGUACCGUUAAGGUUUGGGACACGGAACAAUCAGAUGGCACCAUCUCUUUGGUUCACAGCUCCAGCAUGCGGCAGUUUAACUGGGGCUACACUCAGUUCUCCCAGUUUAACGCCGAUGACACACUGCUGCUGGUGUCAGGGGUAUACCUGGGCCCACAUCACUCCUCUUCUGGAGAGAUUGCAGUCAUCAGUUUGGAGAACUACACUCUGCUGUCCCGUGUGAGAAAUAAGCCAUAUGAUGUGUUCGGCUGCUGGCUGAAUGAGACUCACCUAAUCUCUGGUAACCUGCACUGGAUUGGCAACAUGACCUCCUGCUCUGUGCUCUGGCUCAACAAAGCUUUCCAGGACAUCGAGUCAGAAAAUGUGAAUGUGGUGAAGCGUCUGUUUAAGAUCCAGAACAUCAACGCCAGCACUAUCCGCACAGUGAUGGUGGCCCACUGCCGUCGACACGACUCUCCUGACCUCCUUCUGGACUAUGAAGCUCAGUCAAAGGCACAAGCUCAAGCUCAGCGGACACAGCAGCACCAGCCUCUCUUCUUUGAUCUGGGAAACACAGACAGUGAAGAGGAGGAGGAUGAAGAUGAGGGGGAUGAGGAGCGAGGAGAAAAAAGAGUGUCAGCACAUCCGCCCUCAUUUAACCCGCCCAGGAUUCAGCAUGUUAUACAUGGUCGUCAGAGCAUAGCUGCUCGUGAACGAGAGUUGGAGACAAAGGUGGCCAGGUUGAUGGGCAGCAGACGCACCAAAGCUCCUGAUCCAAACCUGGUGUCUCCCUCAGCUCCUGGAGAAGGAGAGGACAAGACCUACCUCCUCUUCACCACCGGCAGCCUUACCUACUCGCCUCACCAAAUAGGCAUCAAGCGGAUAAUGCCUGAUCAAAUGACGACAUGUGGUCCUGUGUUGGGAGAGGAGCGCAGUACGGAUGAAUUCUUCGACUCACUGGAUCAUGUGAUUGACAUACACGGCCACAUCAUUGGCAUGGGUCUGUCACCUGACCAUAGGUACUUGUACGUAAACAGUCGAGCGUGGCCAGCAGGCUGUGUGAUCUCUGACCCCAUGUCCCCUCCACCCAUCGCAGAGGAGAUAGACCUGCAUGUGAUUGAUCUGAAGAGUCUUAGAGAGGAACGCCGCAGCCUUCGAGCCCACCGGGCCUUCACACCCAACGAUGAGUGCUUCUUUAUCUUCCUUGACGUCAGCCGAGACUUUGUCGCCAGCGGUGCAGAGGACAAGCACGGUUACAUCUGGGACCGGCACUACAACAUCUGCCUGGCUCGCCUGAAACACGAUGACGUGGUCAACUCUGUGGCCUUCAGCCCAGCAGACCAGGAACUGCUGCUGUCUGCCAGCGACGACUCCACCAUUAAAGUGUGGCGCUCGCCACGCAUGGUGCGCCUCGCCGAGGCACCCCAGCACCCCCCUCGGGCUCGCAAACUGCUCUCCUCCUUGCUUGGCCGCAGAAGUGCUAAUCUGAAUGGUAAACCCUGACCUGGACCCUGGCGGGCGUAAUGCAAGAGGAAAACGCCACAGAAGGACACUCCAUGAGCAGAGGGACACGUGAGGUCAAGAAACUGAGGAUUCCACAGUGGUCUCUAUGAGAAGAACAAGGAUACGUGCAUUCUUGUGUGGCCCUUUUGCAGGAUGUGCCGUGACCAACAGAUAACCGGAAGAUGAGAAGCAACAAAAGAAAAUGGGCUCUUUGGAACUCUAUACUGGUGAAAGAUCGCUGAUGCACAUGAAAACGUAGGAGACGGACAUUAAGAGGACGUGUGACUUCAAGAGCAAAGAACCAAGGAUAUUAAGGUCGCAUUCAUAUAUACGUGUGUAAUUUGAAAGCCCAUUUAACCCUGUCAUAAUGAAUGAAGCACAUCUGCACGUUUGUAAUUUAAGUAUUUUGUUGGCACCUUUUUUAGUAGAUGUUAUACAAGCAACCUGAUGAUCAGAACAAGGACAUGGUCAAAGUAUUUAAAUCCUAACAGAGAAAAAGCUACGUUCUGCUACAAUUUUACAACACAAUUGUGUCACUGGUGUUUCAUCUCUGUUCCGGUGUUAUGUAGAGAAGUUUGAUUUAACUUCAUUACAGAAUGACAAUGCAGAUGUUUACUCCUGAGCUACCCCAUAUAGCCUUUAUUGAAAUCAGUUGUCCAUAUGGAUUGUGUCAUGCAGGUUUUAACGAUCAUACUAUAUUGAAAAU